UAGAGCAUUGUCCAAAUCCAAGGCAAAUACAGACUGAUUGACUUUCCCAACUUUUGAAGGGUUCUUUUCUCUCUCUACCAUUUCCAAAUUCCAACACCAAAACGCUUUAAAUAAAUACCACAACCCUCCACCCCUCCAAUUCAUUUACUCUCUCUCUCUCUCUACCCCUCUCUCUCUCUAGACUCCGCCACCUCUAUUCACGCUGCAUGCUUUAUAAUUCUCUCCGGAAUUAAAACUAGAACACGAAUUCGCCGAUUUUAAUGGCAGUUGAAGCAAGGCAUAUCAAUCUAUUCCCAUCACAACUCACUACAAACAGAGAGUCUAUGUCUAUGUCUAUGUUAAAUCCAUCAAAUCAAAGGAACGUGAAUUCUGCAUACAACCAGCAGCAGAUGCGUUUCGUUGGGGUUCCGUUGCCGGAAAAUCAGUCGUAUUACCAGACGGCGGUGUGCGAUUCAGUUCAGGCGAAAACUUCCGUCAACACAGAUAGCGGCCUCACCUACAAUGUUUCCGCUCCACACAGAAAGCGUUCACGAGAUUCCAUUAAUCAUCAGGUGUACGCGUCCUCACCGAAUUACAAAAACAACAGUGUAUCACAGUUCGCCGCCGGUGAAAAUAUCUUGCCUCAGAUCCAGCAAUACCAGUCGGAGAUUGAUGCCAUUAUCUCCCAACACACGAAGAAAAUAAAAUUGGAAUUAGAAGAGAAGCAAAAGCAACAAGCAAGGUUGUUGGCAAUGGCUAUAGGAGAAGGAGUGAUGAAGAAAUUAAAAGAAAAAGACGAUCAAAUCCAAAGAAUAAGCAAAUUUAAUUUCGCCCUUCAGGAAAGAGUGAAGAGCCUCUAUCUCGAAAACCAGCUUUGGAGAGAUUUAGCCCAAUCGAAUGAAGCCGCCGCUAAUUCCCUCCGCACCAAUCUCGAACAAGUCCUGCUACAAAUCGGCACCGAGGAGCGCGUCUCCGCCGCCGCCGCCGCCGACGAGGACGUUCAGUCGUGCUGCGGAAGCAGCGAUUACGGAAGAGAGGCGGAAGAGAACGCUGACGGAAAUAAUAAUAAUAAUAACAACAGUUGCUUUAGUGACAGGCGGUGCAAGAUGUGCGGCGAGAGGGAGGCGUGCGUUUUGCUGCUGCCGUGCCGCCACCUUUGCCUGUGCGGCGUUUGCGGAAGCGGAUCUCAACAGCUUCAAGCGUGCCCUGUGUGUAACUCUAGCAUGAACGCCACAUUGCAUGUUAAUACAUCUCUUUAAUUUUAAUAAUUUAUUUAUUAGUCUAGGGUAAAAAGAAAAGGUCAAAGGUAAAAAUAUCCAGCAAUAAAAAAAAUGUAAAUUCUUUUUUUAGCUGUUAAAAAUUAUUUAAUUCUUUCCUAGUUUAAGGUUAUAAAAUUUCAUUUAUUCGUAACAUUUAUUAUUUAAAGAUUUUUUCUCUUUUUUGUAGCUAUCGUGGUCACUUUAUAAAAGAUACUGCUAUAUCUUUUAACUUUAUUAAACAGUCAAAAACUUGUGAAAUAAUCGUGGGUAGACAGAUUGUCAACUUUUGCUGGGGAAAUUUAUUUAUUUGGAUAUAUUAAAAAUUAAAUAACAUCAA
Molecule: messenger RNA, 1575 nt
Organism: Erythranthe guttata (spotted monkey flower)
Lineage: Eukaryota; Viridiplantae; Streptophyta; Magnoliopsida; Lamiales; Phrymaceae
Product: E3 ubiquitin-protein ligase BOI
Biological process (GO): regulation of programmed cell death
Molecular function (GO): ubiquitin-protein transferase activity
Source: RefSeq, a predicted model, not a curated record